AUGUCUAUGUUCACACGAUCAAUCAAGCCAUAUCUCAAAACUACAUUUCUCAACUCAAGGCGAGAUCUUUUGGUUAGCCCUGUAUACACUCUCCUUCGAGGGCGCAAUGGGCCAAAUAUAUUUGGGUCUCGCACAUACGCGGAUAAAUUCGAGCGGACGAAACCCCAUGUAAACAUAGGUACUAUUGGUCAUGUUGAUCACGGAAAGACCACACUGACUGCUGCCAUUACUAAAAGACAGGCCGAAAAAGGCAUGGCGAGUUUUCUUGAAUACGGAGCGAUUGAUAAAGCCCCUGAAGAGCGAAAACGAGGAAUUACAAUUUCGACUGCGCACAUUGAAUAUUCCACAGAGGCUAGACAUUACUCACACGUCGAUUGUCCUGGACAUGCGGAUUACAUCAAGAACAUGAUUACUGGGGCAGCUAAUAUGGAUGGUGCCGUUAUUGUUGUCGCUGCCUCCGAUGGUCAAAUGCCACAAACUCGUGAGCAUUUACUGCUGGCUCGUCAAGUAGGAGUGCAAAAAAUAGUUGUCUUCGUCAAUAAAGUUGAUGCUCUAGAAGAUCCUGAAAUGUUGGAGCUUGUCGAAAUGGAAAUGCGGGAAUUACUUUCAAGUUACGGCUUUGAAGGUGAAGAGACUCCCAUAAUCCUCGGCUCAGCUCUUUGUGCACUCGAAGGUCGCCAACCAGAAAUUGGUACAGAAAAAAUUGAUGAACUUCUAGCUGCAGUAGACACAUGGAUUCCUACCCCCAAACGCGUGCUUGACAAGCCAUUCCUCAUGUCUGUGGAGGACGUUUUCUCCAUUCCUGGUCGCGGUACCGUGGCCUCAGGGCGUGUUGAGCGUGGAAGACUCAAGCGCGAACAGGAAGUUGAACUUGUUGGAAAAAAUGAAGUGGCUAUUAAGACAAAAGUAACAGACAUUGAGACUUUCAAAAAAUCUUGCGACGAGUCCCGAGCAGGUGAUAAUUCUGGUCUAUUACUCAGAGGUAUCAAGCGUGAAGAUGUCCGUCGUGGUAUGGUAAUUAUACAGCCAGGUACUGCUAAGGCUCACAAAAAGUUCCUAUGUUCCAUGUACGUCUUAACUAAGGAAGAAGGUGGGAGACAUACAGGCUUUCAAGAGAAUUAUCGGCCACAAAUAUUUCUCCGGACAGCAGACGAAGCAGCAGCAAUUUACUGGCCAGAGGGAACAGAAAAUGCGGCGAGCAAGAUGGUUAUGCCUGGCGACAACGUUGAAAUGAGAUGCGAAUUACACAAUCCAGUAGCUCUCGAAAAUGGACAGCGCUUUAAUAUUCGAGAGGGUGGAAGAACUGUCGCUACUGGUCUCAUCACUCGUAUUUUGGAAUAG
Molecule: messenger RNA, 1341 nt
Organism: Blumeria graminis f. sp. triticale
Lineage: Eukaryota; Fungi; Ascomycota; Leotiomycetes; Helotiales; Erysiphaceae
Source: the annotation of a GenBank genome assembly